Molecule: messenger RNA, 1856 nt
Organism: Pieris brassicae (large cabbage white)
Lineage: Eukaryota; Metazoa; Arthropoda; Insecta; Lepidoptera; Pieridae
Product: rRNA methyltransferase 3, mitochondrial
Exons: 6
Coding region: 455-1726 (423 amino acids)
Biological process (GO): RNA processing
Molecular function (GO): RNA methyltransferase activity; RNA binding
Source: RefSeq, a predicted model, not a curated record
AUAGGGAUAGAAUUUUAUAGGGUCAUCCGAUUUUCAAUAGCUUGAUCUAAAAACAUUGCUCUUAAAGUUAAAACAUAUUACAUAUGUUUAAAAUAAUAAAGUGUUCUGUGGUUAAUUUAAAAUAAAAACUUUUUAGGUUAUUAUGUAAAGUAUACUGUAAUAUGUACUGUAAAGUAUUUUAAACCUGCUACGCUUCAAUGUCAGGCUAUGAUGUAGCAUGAAAGAUUUCACUUCUCAAUCAAAAAUUCCUUAAAAUAUGAAGUACAUAACUAAACUUGAGUUUAUACCUUAACAAAUAAGAUGCCUAUUAUACAAUUUGGAUCGUAUACAAAUAUUUUAUGAGUGUAAUUCUACCAGUCGGAUCGUAUCUAGUAUUGUCAAUUGUGUCGAUUGUCCAUCCCUAACUACUAUAAAUUUUGUUUAAGUUUAUCAUGUACCUGAAAUCUGAAUAUUAAUGAUUAACUCGUUCAUAAAUAAUUAUAAAUCUAUCCGUUUUGGUUUUGAUAUCAUUAUGUCUACAAACAUUUACGGUGUGUUUAGAACUUUAAAAGUUUCCAAUGUGAGUAUAAGUUCUGCUAGGUUAUAUUGCAGAUGGAUGCAUAGAAAGCCUGCUAAAGUCCUUCUACCAUUUGAACAUAAAGAAAAUGUCACGCUAAAAAAGGAAAAAGUUAUAGAACUUGGGUCUACAAAGUUUCAAACGAAAACAGUAAAUACCAACUUAAACAAUACACUCCAAAAGCAACAAAAACAUUUGGCUAAACCAGAAAAUUCUGGUAAUUUGACACAGCAAGAAAACAGUAUUACUCCUCAGUUACCUAUAAAGGUAUCAGAGGAUAUUAGAAAGACAAAAGAGAAUAAACUCAAACAGAGAAAUUUUUAUCUUAACCAAAAAAGAGUAUUUGAUGAUAAUGGAGAUAUAAUCUAUGAGAAGUUAAAGGAAAAUGAUAGCAGAAUAAGUUCACUAUUAGUUAAGUUAAAAUCUAAAAAAGAAAGAAUUCGCACAAAUCAAAUGCUUGUUGAGGGAUGGCGCUUGAUUGUAGAUGGACUAGAAGCUAAUUGCAAAUUGAAGUAUGUUAUAUUUAGUCAAACAAAAGACUUAAGUGAUCUGCAUCCAUUUUUACCAAAUAAAGGAGUAGAGAUAUAUAAAAUAUCAUACAAAGAGAUAGAGAAAUGGUCAGAUGUUGAAACAUCACCAGGGAUAUUUGGUGUUUUUGAACUGCCAAGUGUUAAAAAUAUAAAGCCCAAAUCAAGACCAUUGCCAAUGACAUUUAUUUGUGAUAAUAUAAGAGUUCCUGGUAAUCUUGGUGCAAUCCUGAGGGCAGCAGUGGGAGCAGGCUGUGAAAGUGUACUUUUGACAAAAGGAUGUGUUGAUCUGUGGGAUCCAAAAGUGAUAAGAAGUGCUGCUGGUGCACAUUUCCGACAACCAAUUCACACUUCAGUAGUUUGGGAGGAUGUUCCGAAUAUUCUCAAUCCAAAUACUUCAAUAUUUGUAGCUGACAGUAAUGUUGCUGACAGCGAUCUAGAAAGCCAUACCAGUUUGAUGUCACAAAUACCGUUGUUGCCAUAUUAUGGGUUGGAAUUCCCAAAUUUAAAUCACAUCACACUUGUGAUUGGUGGUGAGACUGAAGGGAUAAGUGAAGAUAGCUAUAGACGCAACUACGGCAGCAAAAAUCAAGGUCUUCCGAGACACCUACAUAAUCAGUAUCAUCAAAUUCGGGCGACGUAAUUCUAAAUCGUUACCCGUUAGCCACGUGACACCGCCACAGAUAGAUUUGCAUUGGAAAAAAAUGGUCUAAGAUUAAAUAUUCCAUUACAAAAAGGAGUUGACAGUCUUAACACAGGAAUGGCGACCGCGG